Messenger RNA from [Candida] anglica, 1074 nucleotides. The record is from the annotation of a GenBank genome assembly. Lineage: Eukaryota; Fungi; Ascomycota; Pichiomycetes; Serinales; Debaryomycetaceae.
CUUGAAAAUUUUAAUCCUUUCUUUCUUCUUUAGUAUAUACACAAUCCGUUUAUUACUUAUAUUUCUUUGCUAGCUAUGGUUCAAUUAUCUCAAUGGAUGAAGGAGGUCAAUGAUGACACUCCAAUCUCAAAAUUAUCAAUUCCAGGUACUCACAAUGCAGCUGCUUGUCACACUGCUCUUCCAUCAGUUCAAUGCCAAGGUGAAUCUGUUACCGACCAACUUGAGCAUGGUGUUCGUUUCCUUGAUAUCAGAGCUGCUAAGCAAUUCUUGAAAGAAGGAGACGAUGCAUUGAACCUUCAAGUUAUUCAUGGUAAGUUCCCAGUUAGAAUCCCAUUCCCACUCAUGCUUUCAUCAGUUCUUGAUGAAGUUUAUGACUUUUUAAGAAACAACCGUUCUGAAACCGUUAUUGUUUCAAUUAAACAAGAAGGCCCUGACAAUUGGAACAAUGAUCAAGAUGAGUUCCCAAACUGUAUCUGGGACCGUUAUGUUAACAAGAAUAAGGACAAGUGGUAUUUGGGUGACCGUACUCCAAAUCUUGGAGAUGCUAGAGGUAAAGUUAUCCUUUUCCGUAGAUUCGGUGUAAGAAAUGAAGAUCGUGCAAGAGAAUUUGGUUUCAAUGCUUCUUCAUGGAAAUACAAUUGUACCGAAGAUGACCGCGGUACCUUUUGUGUUCAAGAUUACUGUGAAAUGGAAAGUGCUGAUGAUGUUCAGAAGAAGGUUCAAUAUGUUAAGGACCUUGCUAAGAAGGCCAAUGAAUACAAUUCUACCAAUUCUGAUCCAAAGUUGUUUGUUAACUUUUGUUCUGGUUCCAACUUUUUCAACCAUGACUGUUGGCCACAACAAGUCGCCACAGCUGUUUCCAAGGCUGAAAUUGAUAGAUCUUUUGCUAAAGGUGUUGGUAUUAUUGUUUUGGAUUAUGCUGAGGCCGAUGAUUGGAAAUUGGUCAAGACUUUAGUUAACAAAAACUUCUAGAUUUUGGAAUGAACAUUAAUGAAUUCUUAUUAUUUUUUUUUUUAAUUUCUUUCUAUAUCUUUAGAUAUACUAUUUGUCUUUUGUUAAUGAGUUGAUUGAUAU